AGAUUUUAUAUAAAAAGACUUUAAAAUAGUUUUUGUAUGGUUUAUUGCUCAUUAUCUAUUAAACAGCAAUUUUCUUUAUAUUUAAAACCACCUUUGUAUGAGGGACAUAUCUGGUUACCAUGUAGUACACGUUUUUUACUUGGUUUAAGCGCAUCAUCAGGAUUACUUAUGAAUCUUCGUCGAGCAGGUGGCAUUUUUUCUUUUAAUAAGGGUAUUUUUAUUUUUUAUAAUAGAUUUAUUGGGUAUUGUGGGAGAAUUAACAGCAUCACCUUAUUUUUUAGAGAAAUUGCAUCGUAAAAUGUUGAUCAAUUCUACAGGACGGCGUAUAUUAUUUGAACGUCCAAGAAUGACUUUAGUUACUUUAAAUCCUAAGUUUCUACAUACUUUGCCCGAUUAUACUUUAGGUAAUAUAUAUAUUAAAUGGAUGGAUACAUAUGGAUUUGUACCAGGAUUGCGUUCUUGUGUGCGCUAUAUUAAUCAUGAAGAAUGGGCUUAUGUUAUGCAACGUUAUAGAGAAUCACAUGACUUUUAUCAUAUAUUAAUGGGUUUACCUGCAACUAUAGAAGGCGAAAUUCUUUUAAAAUGGUUUGAAUGGAUUAAUAUGGGUCUUCCGAUUGCAAUAUUAAGUGCAAUUUUUGGAUCAUUUUCUUUAUUUUUAAAAAAAAAAUGCAAAAAUAUAUCAUAUCCAUUGAUAAAAUGGGCAAUUCAAAAUGGACAACAAGCACGUGAAUCAAUGAUAAAUAUUUAUUGGGAAGAGGAAUUAAAAACUGAUAUAAACAUUUUAAGGAAAAGAAUAGGUAUUAUUCCGUAUGAUUUAAAAGAGAGUAAAUAA
Molecule: messenger RNA, 832 nt
Organism: Pneumocystis murina B123
Lineage: Eukaryota; Fungi; Ascomycota; Pneumocystomycetes; Pneumocystales; Pneumocystaceae
Exons: 4
Coding region: 299-832 (177 amino acids)
Biological process (GO): ubiquinone biosynthetic process
Cellular component (GO): mitochondrial inner membrane; mitochondrion
Source: RefSeq, a predicted model, not a curated record